UCGACUUUGUCAAUCACACCACACACACCCACAAUGUCCUCCCACUUCUCCGACAACGCGUCCCUCCUCCCCCUCGACUAUCUGCGUGGCUUGACGCACAUCAACCCCGCGGUCGCGGUGGACGAGACGAGCAGGGUGCUGCACGUCCGCGACCAUGACAAGAGCAAGGUCGCGCUCAUCUCGGGCGGUGGAUCGGGGCAUGAGCCUGCGCACGCCGGCUUCGUCGGCUCGGCCUCGCUCACCGCCGCGGUCGGCGGCAAUAUCUUCGCGUCGCCCAACACGUCGCAGGUGCGCCGUGCGCUCGAGCUGGUGAAGAACGACAAGGGCACCCUCGUCAUUGUCAAGCGCUACACCGGCGACGUCCUCCACUUCGGCCUCGCCGGCGAGAGCGCCGACGACAACGUCGCGUUCCUGAUUGUCGGCGACGACGUCGCCGUCGGCAGGAAGCAGGGCGCGCUGGUCGGUCGCCGUGGCCUUGCCGGCACGACCCUCGUGUACAAGGUCGCUGGCUGGCUCGCGUCCGAGGGCGGCAGCCUCGCCGAGGUGCGCGACCUCGCGCAGCUGGUCGCGGACAAUGUCGGCACGAUCGGCUCGUCCUUCGACCACUGCCACGUCCCCGGCACGGCCAAGGCCGACGCCUACCUCAAGGACGGCGAGAUGGAGGUCGGCACCGGCAUCCACAACGAGCCGGGCCUGCACAAGAUUGCGCAGCCCAAGAAGGCGCAGCUCAUCGACGACAUGGUCGAGCUGCUCACCUCGACUUCCGACCCGGACCGCUCGUUCGUGCCCUGGACGGGCAAGGACCGCGCCGUCGUCAUGGUCAACAACCUCGGCGGGCUGAGCGAGCUCGAGCUCGUCGGCCUCGUGCCCGCCAUCCUUGACAGCCUGACGCGCCGCGGCGUCGCCGUCGUGCGUAUCUUUGUCGGCACGUUCAUGUCGUCGCUCGACAUGCCAGGCUUCAGCAUCACCGCGCUCCGCCUCCCAGCCGACAAGGAGGAGCUCAUCCUCAAGGGUGUGGACGCGGCGUCGUCCGCCCCCGGCUGGCGCCCCGCCACGGUGCCAGUGCUCAAACCCGAGCCGACGAAGCAGACUGCCGAGAAGGCGUCGUUCCCGGCCUCUGGCAUCACCGCCCCUGCUGCCUUCACCGCCGGCAUUACCGCGGCGUGCAACGCCGUCAUCGCCGCCGAGAAGGACAUUACGCGGUACGACGUGAUUGCGGGCGACGGCGACUGCGGCCUGACGCUCAAGGCGGGCGGCGAGGCGAUCCUCGCCGGCAUCCAGCGCGGCGACAUCAACCCCAACGACGUGGUCAAUUCGGUGCGCGCCAUCUCCGAGAUCAUCGAGGAGGACAUGGGCGGCACCUCGGGCGCGCUGUACGCGAUUUUCAUCGCCGCGCUCGCCAAGGCGCUCGCGCAGGCGCCCAACGGCGAGGUGUCGCCCGCGACAUGGGCCAAGGCGGCCGAGCACGCACUCAACGUGCUGUACGGGUACACUGCUGCGCGACCCCCGAGCCGCACGCUCAUGGACCCGCUGGUCGCGUUUAUUGCCGCGUUCCCUAGCCAGGGGCUCGCCGCCGCCGCCGCCGAGGCCAAGAAGGCCGCCGAGAACACGGCCAACCUCGUCGCGUCGGCCGGUCGUGCCGCCUACGUCGACCAGGACCAGCUCCAGAAGGAGCACGUGCCCGACCCGGGAGCUUGGGGUCUGGCGCUCAUCUUUGAGGGGUUCGCGGGUGCGGCGAAGUAGCGGCCUGAGCGCGUAGCGCGAGGGCAGCGGGCUAUAUGGGCGAGCUGGGCUGUAUUGGGCCUGGCCUUGUAGUCUUGGUCGGUAGUCUAUGAAUUGGUG
Molecule: messenger RNA, 1842 nt
Organism: Vanrija pseudolonga
Lineage: Eukaryota; Fungi; Basidiomycota; Tremellomycetes; Trichosporonales; Trichosporonaceae
Gene: dak2
Product: Dihydroxyacetone kinase 2
Exons: 4
Coding region: 34-1743 (569 amino acids)
Biological process (GO): glycerol catabolic process
Cellular component (GO): cytosol
Molecular function (GO): ATP binding; glycerone kinase activity
Source: RefSeq, a predicted model, not a curated record